UCCUUGGCGUCGGAGUGGGAAUAAACUUUCUCGGCUAAGUUAGAUGGACAGUCACCAUUAACCUGUUGGUCUGUCCCCCUCCUCAUUCUCCCCUGGCUCCCCUCAGCCCUGGGAGGAGUGUUUGUCUCAGGAGAAGUCUGGGGAGGGGGGAGACCAGGGGGGAAGGGUUUGUAAGGGCACCCACCCAUCAGGCGGGGAUGGUCCCCCCAGGGAAGAAGCCAGCCGGAGAGACUUCAAACUCGAACAAGAAAUGUAAGCGCUACUUCAAUGAGCAUUGGAAGGAAGAGUUCACUUGGCUGGAGUUUGACUAUGAGCGAAAGCUGAUGUUUUGCUUGGAGUGUAGGCAAGCCCUUGUCCGGAACAAGCAUGGGAAGGCCGAGAAUGCCUUCACAGUGGGCACCGACAAUUUCCAGCGUCAUGCUUUGUUGCGCCAUGUGACUUCUGGGGCUCACUGCCAGGCCCUAGCUGUCAAUCGGGAACAGCUGGCAUUUGAAGCCCGGGCAGGGGAAAGAGGGAGGUAUGGGUACCACCGAAACCUGCCCCUGAACUCAGUAGGCAUGCCCGCCGCCGCCUCUAUGGCACCCGUCAAGAUGGAAGUGAACCCUGCCAAGGUGGCGGUGUUGACCACCGUUUACUGCAUGGCUAAGGAGGAUGUGCCAGAUGACCGCUGCCCUGCUCUGCUGGAACUACAGAGAUUCAACCUCUGCCAGGCACUCCUGGGCACUGAGCAUGGUGAUUGCUACACCCUGGGCAGCGUGAAGGACAUGCAGGCAGCCAUUGCCAGGGUUCUGCACUCUGAAGACUACCAGCGGCUGAAAGCAUCCCCAUUUGUGGGGCUAGUGCUGGACGAGGUUGGGGAUGGUCCAGAGCCUCAUAGCCUGGCCCUGUUUGCCACCUUGGUGUCCCCCUGUGAUGGCCAGCCUGCCAGUACCUUCCUGGGAAGUGUGGAGCUAGGGGUAGGAGAAGCCACUCCUGGCCAGCUUCUGGACAUUCUGAAGUCCUUUGGUGUUCCUGCACCCAAGCUGGCUUGGCUCGGCUCAGGACUCCCAAGUGAGCGUCUAGGUGAGCUAGGCCUACAACUUCGGGUCACCUGCCCACUACUGGCUGAGCUCCAUUGCCUUCCAAGCCGGGGUCACCCAGAAGCCCCCACCUACGUCAGCGAGUAUGAGAGUGUCCUGGAUGCUCUAUUUCGACUCUAUGGCAGCUCUGGGGCCCAUGGGAUCCCAGAGCUCCGGGCAGCACUGGACCUUGCAGCCAUCAAUCUGACAGGGCCACAGCGAGUACCCUGGGCAUCAAUCUUGCCAGCUGUUGAAGCUGUGGCUACUUCCUGGUCCCACCUCGUGCCCAUGCUAGAGACUACUUCCCCCACUUCCCCACUUACACAGGCACUGGCCCUUGCCCUCCGGAGGUUCACUUUCAUUGCCUUCACCUACCUCCUACUGGACACUUUGCCUACGCUGCAGAAGCUCAGCCUCCUCCUUCAGCCUGAGGAGCCAGACUUGGCUCUGCUCCCACCCCUGGUCAUUACCACUGCUGCCUCCCUGCAGGCUCAGAGAGGCUCAGAUGGGCCCCACUUUCAAAGCUUCCUGCAGGCACUGGACAACUCCACCCCAGCUGGCAAUGGGGAUGGUGGCCGCUAUUGCUAUCAAGGGGUGGAGCUGACAGACUGCUCCCCAGCAACCAUCCAGAGCUUUGAGGACCUCCGGGGGGCUUUCCUGGACUCUCUGAGGAGGUGGCUGUGGGACUCCUUCCCAGGCCCCUCUCUGGACAUUGUGGCUGCAUUUGCUUCCAUCUUUGACUCUCGACGCUACCCACAGUCCUUAGAAGAGCUGGGAGCCCAUGGGGAAGGAGCUCUCCGGUUGUUGCUCCAGGCAUAUGCCCCUGUAGUGGUUGGUGAGAGAGCCCUGAGUGACUUCCCUCUCUUUAAACGCAUUGUCUUCAGUUUGGGCCCGCUGGGCCCACGAGAUCUCUGCUGCAAGCUAGUCUGUGCCCACUCAGAGCUGCAUGAGCUCUUUCCUGACUUUGCCAUCCUGGCUUCAUUAGUCCUGGUCCUGCCUGCUGGUGCCAGCCUUUUUGACAAGGUUGCCCGGAGCCGGGAGCUUCGGUGGUGGGACCAGGGAAAGGGAGAGGGAGGUGACGUCCAGGGGAGCCAUGUUGUGAAGAUCGCAGUGGACGGCCCUCCGCUCCAUGAAUUCGACUUUGCCUUGGCUAUUGAGUUGUUUGAGAGUGGAGGUGGUGGGGUGGAAUAUUUUGGCACACAGAUCAAAUGAGGAGAUCUGCUUUUCACACCUUAACUGGGGUGUCUCUCGUGUGACUUUGGAUCCCUAGAUGGAAUUUAACUCUGCUGGGGUGAGAGACUAUCCCCUGGCUUGGAUAACCUUGUCCUGUAUUCCUUCCUGUCACUAUUGUAUCACCCUGUAUGCCCUGACACUAACUCAGCCUUGCCCAGGAUGUGGAGGGGGGAGGGCUGGGAGAGGCUUGGCAAUUUUGGUUCAGGAAUAGCCUGGAUGAGGAGUUGAGAGGUGGAAAGUUAUGGCAGCUGGGGAGGGGACUUAGACACAUUCACCGUGCUUUUGUCCUUUCCAAAGCUUUGUGCUAAAUACAUGGGCAUUUUUGUCUCCCAACCCCCUGGGAUUUGGUCAAAAUUUCCAUUGAGGUUGUGAACAUUAAUAAUUAGAUGUGGGAAGAGAACGGAAUCUCCCCGAUGGGGGAUGGAAGGGAAGAUAAUUCUGUCUAUCUGGCUCAGAGCCCUGCUUUUGUUACUGUUUGCCCUCUGGGAGCUAGUGAGCUCAGGACAUCAGAACAUGGGAUUGGCAACUGGGAGACCUGAAUUAUAGUUCUGUCUCUGUCCUUAAAUCAACCUUGCGCAAGGCACAGCCUCUGUCCGAGGCUUACUUUCUUCCUUUCUCUUAAAUGAGGGAGUCAGACUAGGUGGUUUCUAAGAUUGCCCCCAGCUCUGAUGGUCUGUUCAUCCUUACUACAGCACAAUGCCUUCAAUGUUAGCCAGAAGUGGGUCUGUUCAGAAGUGCAGGAAAGCCAAAAGACUUAGGGAGGCCCCUGUCUUCACCACCCCUCCACCCUGCAAUCCAGGAUGUCCAAGGGCAUCUGUGUAAGAAAGGUGUACAUAAACACAUAAAUAUAUAUACAGAUAUAUUAAAUAAAUCUCUUAUCUUUUAUAGAAUUAGAGACAAUGCUCACAAAGAGGAUUUUGGUUUCUGUUUUGGGUUUUGCUAUGAUAGGAUCCAAGAAAGUUCCAAGUGGAACAAAUUCCUAUCUUAUUUUCUUCUUCCUUUUACAUUAAAGUUUGGUUGCCAUCCAAGCUCCCUUCUUAUCUUCACCCUAGCUCCUUGAGACCAAAGAGUGCAAAAUCACAAUUCCUGCUCCUAAUCUAACCUCACCCAAGCAGAUAUGAUCUAUUUUUUUCAUUUCCUUUUCUUCUACCCCUUCCUCAUUCUAAUUCUUCACACACAUACCUAUUCCUACAGGGCAGGUGACGGGGAGGAGAUAGCCUCUCUGUAGCUUGCUUGAGUAUACCUUCACCAUGGCUGAUGCUACUGCUUCCUCUAUCCCCCCUCCAAAAAAAAAAAAAAAAAAGACCAACAGAGCAAAGUAUCCCAAGCCCCAUCUGAGGGGGUCAGCUGACUGGUAGUAGCGGGAUGGGGAAACCAGACAGGUUGUAAACUGUUACAUCAGGGAGUGUCAUGGGUUCUCCCCUGCUGUUCACUGUGGGGCCACAGAUGGGCUGGGGAGGUGGUGAAUAACAGUCUUCUCCAACCUUUCAUUGAGUCCAGUGCCCUGGAACACAAUAAAAUAGAACCAUCCCAACUCCUGA
Trichosurus vulpecula (common brushtail) is the source of this 3832-nucleotide messenger RNA. RefSeq names its product chromosome 4 C17orf113 homolog (gene C4H17orf113). The transcript has 2 exons. NCBI's taxonomy places the organism in Eukaryota, Metazoa, Chordata, Mammalia, Diprotodontia, Phalangeridae. The record is from RefSeq and is a predicted model, not a curated record. Bases 198 to 2270 code for a protein of 690 amino acids.